AUGGAGAAGACAUCUGCUCCACGUAUCAAAAACCUUGCGGCGGCGCCCAUACAGAUCAGCGCAGAGCAGCUGCUACGAGAAGCCGUCGACCGUCAAGAUGAGAAGCUUAAAGCGCCAACGCAGCGCUUUGCUGAUCUGGAGGAGCUGCACGAGUUCCAGGGCAGGAAGCGCAAGGAAUUUGAGGAUUAUGUGCGGCGGAACCGCAUCAACAUGAACAACUGGAUGCGCUAUGCUGCCUGGGAAUUGGAACAGAAGGAAUUCAGACGUGCACGCUCCAUCUUCGAACGAGCCCUCGAUGUCGACUCGACAAGCGUGGCCCUGUGGUUGCGGUAUAUUGAGUCUGAAAUGAAGCAUCGGAACGUCCAGCAUGCGCGCAACCUCCUCGAUCGUGCCGUCACCAUUCUUCCGCGAGUUGAUAAGUUAUGGUACAAAUAUGUUUACAUGGAGGAGACCCUCGGCAACAUCGAUGGUGCAAGGUCUGUUUUCGAACGCUGGAUGCAAUGGGAGCCCGAAGAGGCAGCAUGGAGUUCAUACAUCAAGCUGGAAAAGAGACACGGUGAAUUCGAGAGAUGUCGAGCCAUAUUCGAGCGAUUUACCGUUGUGCAUCCCGAGCCAAAGAAUUGGAUUAAAUGGGCCAAGUUUGAGGAAGAGAAUGGCACAAGCGAUCUUGUACGCGACGUUUACGGAACAGCUGUUACCACACUUGGCGAUGACUUCAUGGACGAGAAGCUAUUCAUGGCAUACGCCAAGUUCGAAGCGAGGCUUAAGGAGCUAGAACGAGCCCGAGCCAUUUACAAGUUUGCUCUGGAUCGUAUGCCACGAUCAAAGUCUGUCAAUUUGCACAAGGCCUUUACGACCUUUGAGAAGCAGUAUGGAGAUCGGGACGGUAUUGAAGACGUUAUAUUGUCGAAACGCCGGGUUCACUAUGAAGAGCAGGUGAAAGAGAAUCCCAAAAACUACGAUGCAUGGGUCGACUUUGCACGGCUAGAAGAGACAUCUAGCAAUCAGGACCGAGUGCGAGACAUUUACGAGCGAGCGAUUGCACAGAUACCACCGACACAGGAGAAGCGCCAUUGGAGACGAUACAUCUAUCUCUGGCUGUUCUAUGCCGUCUAUGAGGAGACUGUUUCACGCGACAUUGAGCGGACACGCCAAAUAUAUCAAGAGUGCAUACGCCUGCUUCCGCACAAGCGCUUCACUUUUGCCAAAGUAUGGCUGAUGUUUGCACACUUUGAAGUUAGGCAGGGCCAACUUACAACAGCACGCAAGCUCUUGGGUCAGAGUCUGGGCAUGUGCCCAAAGGACAAACUGUUCAAAGGCUACAUUGAGUUGGAAAUGAAGCUUUUCGAGUUCAACCGUUGCCGGCAACUCUAUACCAAAUACAUUGAGUGGAACGGAUCGAAUUCUCAGACCUGGAUCAAGUUUGCGGAAUUAGAGCGUGGUCUUGAUGACCUUGAACGCGCACGCGCCAUCUUCGAGCUUGCCGUGGAGGAGCCGCAGCUAGACAUGCCUGAACUGGUCUGGAAAUCCUACAUAGACUUCGAAGAAGGUGAAGGCGAGUACGAACGCACUCGUGCACUAUACGAGCGUCUGCUGCAGAAGACGGACCACGUCAAGGUAUGGACUUCAUGGGCACAGUUUGAACUCAGCGUGCCCGAUGAGACCACUGCCGAAGACGACGAGACGAUCAGCGAGGCCGCCAAAUCACGUGCUCGCGAAAUCUUCACGCGUGCCCACACACGUCUCAAGGAACACGAGCUCAAAGAAGACCGCGUUGCCCUUCUCAGCGCCUGGAAGUCGUUUGAGGAUGUUCAUGGUAGUGCAGAAGACAAGGAGAAGAUUGAGAAACAGAUGCCGCGCAAGGUUAAGAAGAGAAGAAAGUUGGACGACGACAGUUUCGAGGAGUAUGUGGACUAUGUGUUCCCUGCAGACGACGAGAGUGCGGCGAAAUUGGCAAGACUCAUGGCGAAUGCGCAAAAGUGGAAGAUGGCGCAGGCCGCUCAAGCUGCGGCUGGAGGAAAUGGAGAGAGUGCAGAUGGAAAUGGCGAGUAGACUAUUGGUUCAUAUAUAUGUGGGCAAUGCUAAGGCUGUUCUGCAUACAAAAACAGUAUAAGAAGGUAAUACCAUGUCAAUCGUAUUUUCCCCA
This is a messenger RNA of Pyrenophora tritici-repentis Pt-1C-BFP, 2146 nucleotides long. RefSeq names its product RNA14, Pre 3'-end processing (cleavage and polyadenylation) factor. Gene Ontology annotation, biological process: spliceosomal complex assembly; mRNA splicing, via spliceosome. Gene Ontology annotation, cellular component: precatalytic spliceosome; U2-type catalytic step 2 spliceosome; post-mRNA release spliceosomal complex. Lineage: Eukaryota; Fungi; Ascomycota; Dothideomycetes; Pleosporales; Pleosporaceae. The record is from RefSeq and is a predicted model, not a curated record. Gene Ontology annotation, molecular function: protein binding.